Cetraspora pellucida is the source of this 594-nucleotide messenger RNA. Lineage: Eukaryota; Fungi; Glomeromycota; Glomeromycetes; Diversisporales; Gigasporaceae. The record is from the annotation of a GenBank genome assembly.
AUGUCUAUGGAUACCAUAACAAGCAAGGCAAGUCAACGACGAAAUGGUUCUAAAGGUCCAAUAAAGAAAAAUGAUAUAUUUGGAGUACAUAAAAAUAACAGUUAUGAAUGGGAAGUUCUUCUCGGAGAAGUUUUUAAUGGACCAUUUAUUAAUACAACACAAACUCAAUCACAUAUAUCAGAUGACUACGAUAAACUUGGAAAAUGUGUAAAAUAUGCAUUAGACGAUGCUUUAAAUUAUUUUAACUUAAAUUGCUCAAUCAAGACUCGGAAUUUAAAGACUUUUAAGGAGAUCAAUACAUUUUUAAUUCAUGCCCAUGGAAUAUUCCUGGAGCUUUUUAUUUUGAAUCAAGAAUUUGAGCCUUUUUAUCGGUUGAGAAAACUAUGUAAGAUUUCGAUUCCGUGUAAACAAGGCAUAAUUGGUGGUAUCAUCGAUUUGGUUCAGAAUUUACAAACAUUUAGAGAUAUGUUAAUUCCUAGUUUAAACAAAAUCAAAGAAAUUAAUCAUUUGUUUAAAACGAAGCAGCAAUAUGAUGAUAACAAAAAGAAUGACUAUAUAAGAAUUCCAACUCUAAAUACACCAUUAAAACAAUAG